Messenger RNA from Vicugna pacos (alpaca), 3905 nucleotides. RefSeq names its product ring finger protein 141 (gene RNF141). Gene Ontology annotation, biological process: protein autoubiquitination. Gene Ontology annotation, molecular function: ubiquitin-protein transferase activity. NCBI's taxonomy places the organism in Eukaryota, Metazoa, Chordata, Mammalia, Artiodactyla, Camelidae. The record is from RefSeq and is a predicted model, not a curated record.
CCGAGGUUCUGAGCGGCUGGCUGAGGCGGCGCCUCUGCAGCCGGAAGCGCGAUGCCUUGAACCUGGGGUGAGCUCCGCAGCGCUGGUCUGUUGCUGCCUCUCUUCCCAGCUGCCUCCCAACUCUCGGGUCAGGAGUAGAAAGGCCGGCCAGACCUCCACUGACGCGCCGAGCUCCCGCGGGGAGACAGGCCUGGCCCUGCCGCCCUUUCUAGGCCUCGCCUUAGGGCGCGGGGCUGGCUAGGGAGGGCCUUCUGUGGUCCCACCGUCUCUAACCCCUGCGGUUUCCAGUGGCAGGGCGUGGAGGUGGCUUGUCCCGUUUGGGGGAGGUUCUAGGGUACCAGGAGAGAGUUUUUCUUCUUCGAGUGCGGAUCCGGAUUUGAAUAUUGCCGCCGGCGCAGUCAGUCCGCCAGCAGACGUAGCUGUUGGUUACAAGUGCAGAAACUAUGUGAAGCAGGAGUCUUCCUGGAUUUCACAAGACAUCACUUCAUCAUGGGACAGCAAAUUUCAGAUCAGACGCAGUUGGUUCUUAACAAGCUACCAGAAAAAGUAGCAAAACAUGUCGCAUUGGUUCGAGAAAGUAGCUCCUUAACGUACGAAGAAUUUCUUGGGAGAGUAGCUGAACUUAAUGAUGUAACUGCUAAAGUGGCUUCUGGCCAGGAAAAACAUCUUCUCUUUGAGGUACAACCUGGAUCUGAUUCCUCUGCCUUUUGGAAAGUGGUUGUACGAGUAGUCUGUACCAAGAUUAACAAAAGCAGUGGCAUUGUGGAAGCAUCACGGAUCAUGAAUUUGUACCAGUUUAUUCAGCUUUAUAAAGAUAUCACAAGUCAAGCAGCAGGAGUAUUGGCACAGAGCGCCACCUCUGAAGACCCUGAGGAAAACUCUUCAUCUGUAACAUCUUGUCAGGCUAGUUUUUGGAUGGGAAGGAUAAAGCAGCUGACUGACGAGGAGGAGUGCUGUAUCUGUAUGGAUGGUCGAGCUGACCUCAUCCUGCCUUGUGCUCACAGCUUUUGUCAGAAGUGCAUUGACAAAUGGAGUGAUCGACACAGGAAUUGCCCUAUUUGUCGCCUACAGAUGACUGGAGCAAAUGAGUCUUGGGUGGUGUCAGAUGCACCCACGGAAGAUGACAUGGCUAACUAUAUCCUUAACAUGGCUGAUGAGGCAGGCCAGCCCCACAGGCCAUGACUUUGAGGUGAAGUGUUUCUAUUAGGGGCUACAAACACUCCGGUCAUGGGGGAAGGAUGCAAGGUUGUUGUGGUGCAGACACUGAGAAAUCAGUUUUUCCCACCCUCUUAUUUUUGCUAUUCUGACAAUUUAUCCCAUUUCUUUUGACAAACUUUCCAUGUCUUCCAUUUAUGGUAAACUAAAAUUUGCUACUGUUUUAGGUCAGAUUUUCCUAUUAUUUACCUGUUCUAAUGAAUAUUAGGACUAAUUGCUCUUGAAUCCUUUGCUGGGGUUACAGCAGCAUUUCCAGGGGCUUCUGAAACAACAACUACUUUUCAGGGCAAGAGUAAUCUGGAAUCUAUUCAGUUAGGUCUAAAAUAAACCUUGAAAGUUAAAAAGUUGUAGCCAUAUGAGAGAAAAUCUUAAAUGACUGAAAAUGUAGAAUAUAUCAAAGUGCAUGUUACUACUUAAAUUAGUCUUUCUGCUGGAAUCUAAGGAGUAUGUAUGCCCCCUUGUGGUUAACUAUUGCUCCUUUAAUAAUUUUUACUUGAAAUGAUCCAGUUAUUUCCUAACUUUAGUGGUGUGUUUUGGAACUACAUGGGUUUUUUGUUGUUGUUGUUUUUUUUACCUAAAAGUCUUUUUUUCCCUCAUGCUUUAUAAUUUGGGUGAGGACUGUAAAUUUGGGCAUGGCUUUGCCUUGUAAAUGGAUUUCUUCUGGGGAGUCUUCUUGGCUAUUCUGGAAAUGCUUUCCCAAGCUGGGAAACUUCUAAAUAGCUUUUGAUAAUACUUAUGCAUCUUGGAGUUUCAGAUGGAAGUUUUUCUUCAUCACAGAUCCUAAGUUUUAUAUUUCUAAAUUAUGAAAAAUCAUUCAAUAUUGGUUUAUGGUGCUUUUAUUUUUUUAACUUGAAGGCAUCUUUCUGAGGUUCCCAAGUCUUCAAAUUUCUUAGAUUAAGAGAGAAGAAAAUAGGGUGUAGCUUUUUAAUCAUAUUUAUACACAAGGCACCUCUGAAAAUUAGGUGAUAGUUUGACUUUGUUUCAGUGUACCUUAUUUGAAAUACCCUGAAAGAGUACAGUCAUAAUGGAAUUAUGAUGUUCAGUGGCACUUGAACCAUUUUUGAAAAAUUUUGCUCCUAAAGUAAAAUUUUUGUUUUAUGCUACAUAUGAACAUUUCAGCAUACAAUAAAUUAGGGCCUGAUGCCUUCUUUAAAAAGUAUGUUCACAUUCCAUGUAACUUUUCUGAUUUAUUGGUAAAUUGCAAAUAUUACUAUUUUCUGAAGUACCAAAGUACACAAUUUAAGUUGCUGCUUAUUGACAGCAGAAUUUUCAAGUACUAGGAUUUUAAUAGGCAUGCAAAUUAAGUAAUUCAUUUCUAGGAAAAAUGUCUGACCAAAGGUAGCUUGAUUUUACCCCCAAAAUACUGAUACUGGUUGACAUUCAUGAUGGGAGCAGCUCAGUACCAAGUAGCUAAACACUUGCUAUGGAUGUUUACGAAGUAGAGCACUGGGGAUGCUACCCUGUCAACCUGGUAAUGCACUUGAUGGUUGUGUGACCUUGAGAAAGUCCCUUCCUCUGGUUUAUAGAUUCCUACUUUAUUUUCACACUUCCUUUUAACAGUAGAACCUUUUUGCCCCCCAAGUAAAAAUCUUACUCAGAACCCCUACACGCACACACACGUGCUGCGUGGGCGCACGUGCGCACACACACACACUACCCCACUAUAUAAAAGUCAUUUUAUUGAUAUAAAUUCCCUUAUACAAAUUUUAAAUACCAUAACUAAAUAUUAUAAAGUCAACCAAUGAAAAUAUGUAUUAAUGUAGUGGUGGUACCCAGUUUAUUGGAAUUUGGUGAGUAACACAGUUGUAUGAUAGGACUUGUUUUUUAAGUUUUUUAAAAAAAUUAAAUUCAUGUCAAAUUUGCAUAACUCUAAAUCUCCUCCUUGGAUUCUUAGUACUCUGUGGAAUUUAUUUUGAAAACCUUGAGAUGAUCCUCUGAGAUCUUUUCCAGCUCUAAGAUUUUAAACUAUCUUUUUGGAUUAGACUUGCUGAGUCUAAUUCAGAUUGCCUAAUUUAAGAAUGUUUCUGAAAACAAAGUUGCUUUAUAGAUUUUUGGUUCUUUCCGGAUAUAGCCAAUGGUUUUAUCCCCCAGAAUCCUUCACCCUUCAAUUCUUUAACGGUGAGCCUGGUGACUUGAUAUUGCCCAGACCUUUCUAUUUUCCAGUAUGAGCUCCAAGACACUAACUGAUCUACUGUGAAAUAUGUUUUUAUUAGCCUUAUCAAGUAAAUGAGCAUAGUUUUUUGCUCACUCCAUUAAACUGGGUGGUAAUUCUUUGGAUGUGAAUGUUAGGUAGGCUCUACUGUAAUAACUAACCGUAAAAGUUGUAAAUUUGUUUAAUGGCUGAAAUGUAUACUUUUUGUAUUCUGUACAGCUUGUCUUUUUUAAAUUUGAAGUACUUAAAUGCACUUACUAUGAUAGGAAAUAUGUGUGCCUUCUAGGAUUUAUGAAGUGGUUUCAUGAACUCUUAAGAAAUUUGUUUUAUAAGUUAUUAAGUUUCCCUAUCCUAACUCAAUAACAUAGAGUUUGCUUAUAAUACCGUAGAAGUUUAGUUUAAGAAAAUGGUUUUAACUAUGUACUGAAUUUAGAAGUAGAGAAUAAUAGUAUCUGUUUUAUUCUUACGGGAAACUGACAUAUUGUGCAGUAAGUAAUCUUUAGCAAGUAAAUUUUAGCUAAUUGAAGAGAUUUUCUUA